GAAACCGCCCAGUUUUCAAAAUGACAAAACCGCCCCCGUCUUAGGCUCACUGGCCGAGACCAGACCACGACGCCUCCCUCAUCCUUCUCCUCUCUGCAACACUCUGCAGAAGCAACAAACUACAAAAGAAUUUCUGGCAAUAAAAGAAAAAAAAAUACUUAACACGUCACAAAAACAGUGAGCUCCAUUAACAACCCCCACUCAUUAAUGACAUUUACUACUUUGCCACUCUACCCUCCUUCCUUCAUCCGCUUUCUCUCCUCAUCCGGAUAUCCUCUUCCCUUCUUCUGUCUGGUUCUUCCAUUUCUAUUCUGUCUGCUGCUUACUCAGGUUUUUACUCUAAACAAUCCAAAAAGCUCAGCCACCAAGACUCAUGCACUUUUUAAUUCUUUUAGCCUUAGGGUGUUUUCAUUUUUAAACAAUGUAUCCCGCUUUUCACGCUAACUCUUUCAAGUUUCGUUAACUUCGAAGAGUUGAGAGUUGAGACUUCCUCCCCAUUCCCAUUUCCCACAGGUCUGAGAAGGUUUUCUCAACUUUGUCUUUGUCUUUUUAUUCUACAUUGUUUGUUUUUACUUGCAUUUAUUUAUUUCUGAGCUAUAUUUUAUUUGUUUUGGACUUUUUAGUAUGAAAUUUGAAUUCUAGAUUCUUUCGCUUUGAAUGGAGUUUUCUAUUUAUUUAUAUGCAAGGGCAAUGGUUUCCAAGGUUCGGUGAUUCUUGGUUUUGCUUUUUGUUAAGAAGGUAAGCAGCCAGGGCAGUAAGUUGGUUCUCUAAGUCUAAUGUCAAAGAUUUUACCUUUUCUUUUUUGCUUUUAAUGAAUGUGCAGGAAGUCUGUACUGCAUUUUUGGGUUUUUUUGGUGUUCAUUUUAACAUGCACAUUUUUAAAUGCUGAGUCUACAUAUAAAAUAUCUCAUGAGAAUGACAGGAUUCUUUGCUCGUUUGUGCGAUUUUUGUCGAAUGUGCUCUAAAGAGAUAAUCUUUACAAGGUUUUAAUGUUUUGAGAUAAAAGUUUUGGUUUUAUGCAUCGAAGGUGUUCCUGGAAAUGUUGAGAAUCCAUAUCAUGCUACUAUGUCCUAACAUAUGAGUUUAUGGUGAACAAAGCAACCCCAUUUUGAUACAUUCAUCUCAUUGGUCAUUUACUUAUUUUGAAAACAAUGGAUGGGCGCAGACAUUCUGUUGAUAUACCUAUCUCGAGAACCCUUAUAGCACUUAGGAGAGUGAGGUCAUUAAGGGAUCCAUCUACUAAUUCUAUGAGCAAAUUCUCUUCUUUGUUUGAUAAUGUCAAGUGGGAAACAAAUUCAAGCAAUGGGAUAUCUUUGCAAUUAGUAAAUGGUUGCCCAGAAGCUGGUUUGGAGCAUAAUGAAAUUCGGGGUCCAGAAUAUUUAGGAUUUGAUGAACGAAGAGAGGAGCAAGGUCAUGAGUUUAGGCUGCAUUCUGUUCCAGAAACUUUUAGCUCUAGGUUGAUCACGUGUGAGAAUGUGGAACAGGUUGGGAAAACUGGUUCUCCUGUUAGGGCCAAGCAGGUAGGUGAGUUAGAUGAUUGUAAUGGUGAUUUUAAGGAUUAUGGAUUACAUGAAGAGGAGGUCCAUAGAAAGGGACAAUUGAGUGAAAGAUCUCAUAGCAGCUUUAAAGAUAAAGGUAUGAAUUUGACAUGCAUGACAGCAACUAUUAAUUCUGUGGAGGAUGUAGAUUCAUGCAAUGAACCAAUUGUAGGAUCCUCACCAAUGGAGAGAGUUAAUCACCGUGCUUCAAAACAAAAAUUACAAUCUAGGAAUCAAGUGAAAUUAUAUGGGGCAAAUGGUGAUGUUGCAAGCCGUGCUGGAAGUCCAUGCCCAUCUCUUGAUGUUGUUUCAAAUCGUAGUAGGCAGUUAUAUGGGGAUGAAGAUGUCGAUGUUGUUGAUUGCAUCCAUCGUGGAUGUGGAAUAAGCUACUGUUGGUCAAAAACCCCAAGAUUGAGAGAAUCAAAUCCAUCCUCUGAUUUUGAAGACCUCCCUUUGUUGUCUGGGGAUACGAGUGAGACAACUCUUUGUGGGCAGAGCUUCUGGAAGUGCAUUAAUGGUGAAAUUAAUCCACAUUCAGAUACUCCUAGAAGCUUGAGUCAAAAAUUCAGGCCAAAAUCUUUUGAUGAAUUGGUGGGACAAAGUGUUGUUGUGAGGUCUCUUUUGAGUGCCAUUUCUAAGGGAAGGAUAACCUCCUUUUACCUUUUCCAUGGUCCUCGUGGUACGGGCAAGACCUCUGCCUCAAAGAUUUUCGCUGCUGCUUUAAAUUGCCUCUCAUUAGAGGAAUUUAAGCCAUGUGGUCGAUGCCGAGAAUGCAUUUUGUUCUAUUCUGGAAGGAGCCGAGAUGUUAAGGAGGUUGAUUCUUUGAGAAUCAAUCGCUUGGACAGGUUGAGGUCCCUUGUAAAGAAUGCAGUAGUUCCUCCAGUUUCUUCACGGUUCAAGAUUUUCAUCAUCGAUGAGUGCCAGUUAUUGCAUGGUGAGACAUGGGCAACUGUUUUAAACAGCCUAGAAAAACUUUCUCAGCACAUUGUUUUUGUUAUGAGCACUCCUGAACUCGAUAUGCUGCCAAGAAGUGCAGUUUCUCGGUCCCAAAAAUAUCACUUUCCAAAGAUAAAAGAUUCUGACAUUUCAAACAGGUUGGAGAAAAUCUGUGUCAAGGAAGGUCUUGACUAUGAUCGGGUUGCUUUAGACUUCAUUGCCGCUAAAUCCAAUGGUUCACUAAGGGAUGCAGAAAUGAUGCUUGAUCAGUUGAGUUUGCUUGGUAAAAAGAUCACUAUGUCCUUGACCUAUGAGCUUAUUGGAACUGUUUCUGAUGAUGAAUUGCUUGAUUUGCUGGAUCUGGCUUUAUCAUGUGACACUUCAAAUACAGUAAUAAGGGCAAGGGAGCUAAUGAGAUCAAAAAUUGAUCCUAUGCAACUUAUAUCACAGCUGGCAAAUCUCAUUAUGGACAUUCUUGCGGGUAAAUGUGAGGAAGAUAGUUCUGAAGCCAGAAGAAAGUUUUCUGGAAACCAUGCCUCUGAAGUAGAUUUGCAGAAGUUAAGUCAUGCAUUGAGAAUACUUUCUGAAACAGAGAAGCAUUUGAGAGUGUCAAAGAAUCAAACAACUUGGCUCACUGUUGCUCUUCUGCAACUAAGCUCUGUGGAAUCUAAUUUGCCGGAGGUGAAUGAUUCAAAAAUGUGUUUGGCAAAUGCUCAACACAAAGAAGGUGAUUCUAACAGCACAUCAGCCACUGGGGGGAGGUCAAAUCAUUCCUUCACUUGUAUGUGUAACGGCAGUAACUCCUCUAAAUUGGGAAAACUGGAGGAUCCUGAGAGAAGGCUGGAAUCAGUAUGGAAGAGAGCGACAGAAUUAUGCCAAUCCAGUUCACUCAAGAAAUUUCUAAGGAAACAAGGGAAGUUGUCUUCUCUUUGUGUUAAUCAAGGUCUGGCUAUUGCUGAACUAGAAUUCCACAAUCCUAAUCAUGUAUCUAGGGCUGAAAAAUCCUGGAAACUGAUUGCAAGUUCACUUCAGUUGGUAGUGGGUUGUAAUGUGGAGAUUCGCAUUAAUCUUGCUGUGACUGAUCCAGUGACCAAGUGUGAAAAAGUAAGGAAAAUAUCUUUUAGUUUGUUUAGUUGUUCACGCAGGCUGCAGCUGAAGUCAAGAGCAUCUACAAAAAGUGGAAGUGAUUCUGAAGUUUCACAGUAUGCCUCUGAAAAACCUAUGAUGAGUGACAGACCUAUUUUAAAUUAUUGCUCUGACCAUGCGUUUGAAAGACCUCAUAAUUGUUCUUAUGGAAGGGAAGUGGUUAGGGCUUUCAGAAAUAGUGAAGGAAACAUACUGAGUACAGGGGCAACCUCAUCUUGUGGAUCAUUACGAGAUGAUACAUCUCUAAACCCUGCAUAUGGAGUUGAUUCUUCGAAAGGAGAAGGAAGGGACUGUGAAUGCCAGAUUUUUUCUAUUCAAGAGCCCGAUUAUCAGCCAAAUUGUUUCCCUAGAGUGUUGAGGCCUCAGAAGAAGGUGCAUUUGUCAGACAGCGCUAAAAUGAAUUCUGUGAGUAACCAAGAAGAAAACAAACUUGCUUUAUCUAUUCCUGGGAUGUCAUCUUUUGAAAAACCCCUUGUUUCCAAUGACUCUUAUGUUUUCUGCUGCUCCAAUGAUGAGGAUAGAUUGAGGGAGAACUCUGAGGUGCUUUGUUGGAGAACACCUACAUUUCCCUUAAAGAAGGCUUGGCAGCUGACUCACCAACGUCGCCGGUCACAUUGGGUAGACUGGGUUCUUCCUUGCUCAACUGCAAAGUAGCUCUAUACCAUAUGUGAUAGACCAGCAAGUUUGUAAAGAUUCUUAGAACCUUCAAAGUACUAAUGUCUUGCACAUUUUUGUUAAUAUAUAAAUAUAUAAUCAAAUUUGAGAUGGUACAUGUUAGAAGGGAGCAAAGACAGGGCAGCCCUAAUGUAUAGCCAGAAACAAUUAAUGUCGGCUGUUUCAUGCUAUGCUUCAUUGAUGAAGUUCAAAAGCCAUUUUUCUUUAAUGAAGAUUUCACAUUCAUUAUUGAUGAA
Molecule: messenger RNA, 4531 nt
Organism: Theobroma cacao (cacao)
Lineage: Eukaryota; Viridiplantae; Streptophyta; Magnoliopsida; Malvales; Malvaceae
Product: AAA-type ATPase family protein
Biological process (GO): DNA repair; DNA-templated DNA replication
Cellular component (GO): DNA polymerase III complex; DNA replication factor C complex
Molecular function (GO): ATP hydrolysis activity; DNA clamp loader activity; ATP binding
Source: RefSeq, a predicted model, not a curated record